UAGAGAAUACUAAACCGUGUUAAGUCAUCAUACUAACUAUCACAGACACACACAAAAGGGACAAGUUCUCAUCUAAGAUUUGGAAAAACUGAGUUGUAUGGCAACCAGAUCAAAGAGCUUUCAAUUGAUCACCGGCUUUAGGAAGCACCUCGUUGACGCCGUCGUCCCACGCGCCAUCGCGUCUGCUCCCAUCACUUCAAGAAGUUACUCCUCGGGGUAUGACAAGAACGUGGAGGACGAAUUGCAGGCAAGUGCAGUUCCUGAUGAUGUCAUAAAGCCAGAUUCUGAUAAAUAUUGGUCUCCUCAUCCUCAAACCGGAGUCUUUGGCCCUUCCACAACUGAGCACAGCCCAGCAGCUGAGGCUGCUCGCCAAGACUCGGCGGUGCUAGAAGAGACUGCUUGGUUUCGUCCCACAAGUCUCGAGGACUCGGACAAGACUCACCAUGUUUAAGUCUAUCUCUCUUCUCUCUUUCUGUUUGUUGUACUUUCUGAUGUGUAAUGUUGUAAUAAAUCUCGAAGUAGACAAACUGUAUCUCAAGCAACGUCCUGGAAAACUAAAUUAAACCAAAACCAAA
Molecule: messenger RNA, 575 nt
Organism: Raphanus sativus (radish)
Lineage: Eukaryota; Viridiplantae; Streptophyta; Magnoliopsida; Brassicales; Brassicaceae
Product: late embryogenesis abundant protein At5g17165-like
Exons: 2
Coding region: 98-451 (117 amino acids)
Source: RefSeq, a predicted model, not a curated record